AUGUGUUACCUAGGAAGGUUGUCGGGCCCGUACCGGCUGGUGUUCUCUAGGCUGGAGGCGAUUUCUGGGGCGAGGCGUGGUGCAGCGCGCGACGCCGCGCGGGGCGGUCUCGCCGUCGAUUGGCGUACGCCUCCCAACGCCUACGCGCAGGCGCGCCGCAACGCGCGCGCGGAAAAAUCGCCGCGCGGAAAAGCGGCACCGGCGUCUAUUUCCAGAUGUGGGCGGGAGGACAGCCGAAACGCCGGGAGCGCUUUACGACCGGCGACGCGCGUACGAACCCGCCGACGAACAUUGGCGCCCGGCGGAAUAAUCACCGACCGCGCAAUCCCGCCCGCCGCGAGCCCAACGCGUGCGUCCAGCGGGGCUGCGCGCGUCCUCUGCAUCACACACUCAAGGGUCACCGGUUGGCGGUUUGGGGAUCACACGGGGCACUGCGCGAGCACAUAUCGCGUGAGCUCGAGGUUCGUGGCGGUCAUCCCGGGCCGGUGCGGAGGGGCGUCCGUGCGCUACAGCGAUCCGUGCGCGACUAAGCGCUCAAUGGGCCGGCGGCGCUCGGUGCGACACUUGCGAUAUCGGCGCGACAUAGACGGUAUCGGGAUUUGGCCCCGGGCUAGGGCUCAUUUCGAGGAGCCACCGCGGACUAGCCUCGCAUCCGGUGCCACCUGCUCGCACUCGGGAACGCGACGCGCGCCAGAGGGAGAUGAAGUGAUCGGCCGGAACGCAGACCGGAUGGCGGACUCAGUUAUGAAUGAAUGUGCCGUCCCUGUCCGGCGGACGGCUCCCGGAUAUGUGGCUCUCACUCGCGCGGCCCGCCGCCGUAGAGGAAGUGAAAGGGACGGGCGGCGUAGUAAAUAUCGCGCUCCGUGGCCCCGGCCGGGAGUAUUUCUAUGGGCCUUCGGUUUUUGUGUCAACAAAGGA
Messenger RNA from Iphiclides podalirius (scarce swallowtail), 918 nucleotides. NCBI's taxonomy places the organism in Eukaryota, Metazoa, Arthropoda, Insecta, Lepidoptera, Papilionidae. The record is from the annotation of a GenBank genome assembly.